Messenger RNA from Racocetra persica, 687 nucleotides. The record is from the annotation of a GenBank genome assembly. NCBI's taxonomy places the organism in Eukaryota, Fungi, Glomeromycota, Glomeromycetes, Diversisporales, Gigasporaceae.
GAAUAUCUCAUAUUAAUUACUCAACUUGAGCAUCAGUUUUGUUCAUCCCCGUCGUUUACUCUUCAGAAAUUCUGGUUUUACGUACAUCCAACACUCCACACAAUGUCGAAUUUGCAUUCACUGAUAAUGGAGAUUCGAAAUGUAACGCGAAAUGCGAUGGAUGAGGAUACUGAAAUGUUAAUCGAUGGUUUUCAUCGGAAUAAUAAUAUACCCCAACAAGUUAAAGGCGGUGGUUUAUUGAGUAUCUUGAUUGAUCGAAUGACUAAUAUGAGCGGAGAUUUAGCAACUAAAAAGCUUUACAUGUACCUACUUUCCAAAUCGUCACAACCGUACGUCACAAUGCUGCAUUCUUGGAUACAUAAUGGUGAGAUCCAUGACCCAUAUGAGGAGUUUAUGGUACAGGAACGGAAAGGUGUCAGGAAGGAAGAUCUUAAAGAGGAUUUCAAUGACGCGUAUUGGGAAAUGCGAUAUACUAUUAAAGAAGAUGUUGUCCCACCAUUUUUAAUCCCGUUUAGAAAUAAAAUAUUAUUAGCUGGAAAAUACCUUAACGUUAUCCGGGAAUGUGGAAUUGCAAUACAGGAACCACAGCAACAAACAAUGGAUGAUGUUGUUGGUAAAGAUAAUGUAGAUAAGACGGAUGUUAAUGUCAGUAAUGAUAUUUUGGCGGCUAUGGAUGGCGGAAGGUUA